AUCACACCACACGGCCAUCAACUGUAUUUAAUCACACCACGCGACCAUCAACCGUAUUUAAUCACACCACACCGCGAUCAACCGUAUUUAAUCAUAUCACACGACCAUCAACCGUGUUUAAUCACACCACACGGCCAUCAACCGUAUUUAAUCACACCACACGGCCAUCAACUGUAUUUAAUCACACCACACGGCCAUCAACCGUAUUUAAUCACACCACACGACCAUCGACUGUAUUUAAUCACACCACACGGCCAUCAACCGUGUUUUAUCACACCACACGGCCAUCAACUGUAUUUAAUCACACCACACGGGCCAUCCACCGGCGAUAAACCGUAUUUAACCACACCACGCGACCAUCAACCGUAUUUAAUCACACCACACCGCCAUCAACCGUAUUUAAUCACACCACACGGCCAUCAACCGUGUUUAAUCACACCACACGGCCAUCAACCGUAUUUAAUCACACCAUACGGCCAUCAACCGUAUUUAACCACACCACACUGCCAUCACUCACCACACGGCCAUCAACCGUAUUUAACCACACCACACGGCCAUCAACCGUAUUUAACCACACCACACUGCCAUCAACUGUAUUUAAUCACACCACACUGCCAUCAACUGUAUUUAAUCACACCACACGACCAUCAACCGUAUUUAACCACACCACACGACCCUCAACCGUGUUUAACCACACCACACGACCCUCAACCGUGUUUAACCACACCACACGGCCAUCAACCGUUCUUGAUGAUGUCAAUGGGCAGCGUAUUCCCUGCGGCACUUGCCCACAAGGUUCUUGAUGAUGUCAAUGGGCAGGGUAUCCCACUCAUCAGUCAGAGGCAGGGCUAG
Molecule: messenger RNA, 852 nt
Organism: Liolophura sinensis
Lineage: Eukaryota; Metazoa; Mollusca; Polyplacophora; Chitonida; Chitonidae
Product: histidine-rich glycoprotein-like
Exons: 4
Source: RefSeq, a predicted model, not a curated record